Trichechus manatus latirostris (Florida manatee) is the source of this 300-nucleotide messenger RNA. It is a transcript of the gene TWIST1, whose product is annotated as twist family bHLH transcription factor 1. The transcript has a single exon. Gene Ontology annotation, molecular function: RNA polymerase II transcription regulatory region sequence-specific DNA binding; protein dimerization activity; DNA-binding transcription factor activity, RNA polymerase II-specific. The record is from RefSeq and is a predicted model, not a curated record. Gene Ontology annotation, biological process: developmental process; regulation of transcription by RNA polymerase II. The annotation marks the transcript as partial. NCBI's taxonomy places the organism in Eukaryota, Metazoa, Chordata, Mammalia, Sirenia, Trichechidae.
GAGGAGCUGCAGACGCAGCGGGUCAUGGCUAACGUGCGGGAGCGCCAGCGCACGCAGUCACUAAAUGAGGCGUUCGCUGCUCUGCGGAAGAUCAUCCCCACGCUGCCCUCGGACAAGCUGAGUAAGAUCCAGACCCUCAAGCUGGCGGCCAGGUACAUCGACUUCUUAUACCAGGUUCUCCAGAGCGACGAGCUGGACUCCAAGAUGGCAAGCUGCAGCUACGUAGCCCACGAGCGGCUCAGCUACGCCUUCUCGGUCUGGAGGAUGGAGGGGGCCUGGUCCAUGUCCGCGUCCCACUAG